Messenger RNA from Brugia pahangi, 207 nucleotides. The record is from the annotation of a GenBank genome assembly. Lineage: Eukaryota; Metazoa; Nematoda; Chromadorea; Rhabditida; Onchocercidae.
AUGAUCGAGAUUGACGAGCUGAGAGAAAAAUUGCAAAGAAGCGAGUAUGGAGCUCACAGCGAAGGAACAACACAAUUCCCAAAAGCUGACUUGAAGUGGCGUCCAAAGUUAUCCGCCAUCUCGAGAACAAGUCGAAAUGUUCUGCGAGUUCUUGGAACACGACAGAGGUUUGGAGCGGGAAUUCGAGAAUCAGAAUUAACUCCUUGA